Brassica napus (rape) is the source of this 1981-nucleotide messenger RNA. RefSeq names its product probable 2,3-bisphosphoglycerate-independent phosphoglycerate mutase. Gene Ontology annotation, molecular function: metal ion binding. Bases 333 to 1880 code for a protein of 515 amino acids. The transcript has 3 exons. Lineage: Eukaryota; Viridiplantae; Streptophyta; Magnoliopsida; Brassicales; Brassicaceae. The record is from RefSeq and is a predicted model, not a curated record.
UUCUAAACCGGUCAAUUGUAUGCUCUGAUCCGGUUUGGGUUAAAUUAAAAAACCUUUUCUUUUGUAAAAAGAGAUUCUUAAGACAAAAGGCAAUCUGAAACACAAAGUGAUGAUGCAAUAGAAUUACAUUCUUUGAAGAUCAGUUCUCUCUUUUGUCAGGUAUCGAAACUUUCGGAUCAUGCAAUGACUCUACUCUCUAUUGGAAUUUGCUUCCUAAGUUUUUGUUAAUCACUCUGUCUCUGUGUGUACUCGUGUCGCUGAACCUUAGUUUCAUCCAUCUCUGCACGAUGAUUUGAGAUAUUGUAAACAACAAAAAAAAUCAAGUCUUUGUGAUGUUCAAUUCUAAAGAUCGAGUCUUUUGUGAUGUUGGAUUCUAUAAAAGCGUAGCAGAGAUGGAACAAGGUGACGGAGAAGUCAAAAAGAGAGUUGCUUUUGUCCUGAUCGAUGGUUUGGGAGAUGUGUCAAUACCGAGGUUAGGCUACAAGACUCCUCUACAAGCAGCAAACAUACCAAAUCUCGACGCAAUCGCAUCAGCUGGAAUCAACGGUCUAAUGGAUCCAGUGGAAGUUGGAUUGGGAUGCGGUAGUGACACUGCUCACCUCUCUCUGAUGGGUUAUGACCCCAGAGUGUACUACAGAGGACGCGGCGCGUUUGAGUCAAUGGGUGCAGGGUUAGCAAUGUCACCAGGUGAUAUAGCUUUCAAGUCUAAUUUCGCGACGUUGGAUGAGGAAACUGGAGUUGUUGUUAGUCGAAGAGCUGACCGGCAUUUCGAAGAAGAAGGGCCUAUACUUUGUGCGGCUCUUGAUGGAAUGAAGCUUCCUUCUUUCCCUGAGUAUGAAGUGAGAGUCAGAUAUGCAACGGAACAUAGAUGUGGAGUGGUUGUAAAAGGGCCAAAGCUCAGUGGGAACAUCUCAGGAACAGACCCUUUGAAGGAUAACCGUCUGCUUCUCCAAGCUAAACCUUUAGAUGAAUCAGAAGAAGCUAACCACACAGCUAACGUCGUCAACGAACUGUCCAAGGAGAUAUCACGCAUUCUUGUCUCCCACCCUGUUAACGCAAAGAGGCUUGCACAAGGCAAGAACAUAGCUAACCUCGUCCUUCUAAGAGGCUGUGGCAUUCGAAUUGAGGUUCCUCCUUUUGAAGAGAAGCAUGGUUUGUUUCCCUGUAUGGUAGCACCAACAAAGAUUAUAGCAGGACUCGGUAUGUCCCUCGGUAUCGACAUUCUAGAAGCUCCAGGAGCCACUGGUGAUUACAGGACGCUUCUCACAUCGAAAGCAGUUGCUAUAGCCAAUGCACUCUCAGCUCCUUUGAGCCCCUGUCCCAAUGUCUUUGUCCCGGGAGAGGACGGGCAUAAACCGGGAAGGUCAGGUGGUUAUGACUUCGGCUUCCUUCACAUAAAGGCUAUAGAUGAUGCGGGUCAUGAUAAGGCGACGAUGUUCAAAGUCAAAGGCUUGGAGGCUGUUGAUAAGGCCAUACGCCAGCUCGCUAAGCUUCUAUGGCAAGCUGAGUCUUGUAAUAAUUACCAGUACUUCUUGUGUGUGACCGGUGAUCAUUCUACUCCGGUUGAGUACGGAGACCACAGCUUCGAGCCGGUUCCGUUCACUAUGUGCCGGUUGAGAGAGUUUGUGAGUGCGGUUGGAGGAGAAUCAGCGCUGUUGGAGACGUCUUUGGAGCCUUUUCCACUUCCAACGGUUGUGGAGUGUGGCGAAGGUGUCGUUGGAAAAGAGGAAGACGGUGGGAGGAAGGAGGCUGCGAUAGCUAUUGGUGGUGAUUCAGUUGCGGAGUUGAGUGAGAUUGCAGCUGCAAGAGGGUGUCUUGGUCGUUUCCAUGGUGGUGAAAUGAUGGGAGUCAUCACUAAGUUUCUUAAGGUUGAGGUAUGAGUUUCCUAAACUUUGCAUGUUUGUUUGAGAAUUUGAAUAUUGGAAGUGUAAUAAAAUGAUGAAAAGAUACAAAGAAUAAUGUUUACUAAUCUUUUUACCAA